UAGAACUGGAAGCGAAGCAACAUUCAGAAAUUAGUUUUAAAAUGGCCGAACAACCACAGCACAAGCAUCCGGAAGGAAUGGAACCUUAUGAUUUAGGGGGGAAACCCUGUGAUUUAGGUGCAUUAAGUCCCGAUCAGCAAGAGGAACUAAACAAAUUCAAGAUUCAGACAAGAAUGCAGAAUGAAUUGUAUCUACGGGAUCACCCAGAGGUUGAAUGUUUACUUGCCAGUUUUCUGAGUGACGUGCUGAUAAAAAGACCAGAAAACAUCAGAGAAUUUGCUUCAGAUUUCUUCACACACCCAAGCCUUCCGGACACUGUAGAAAAACAGCUUGAAAUUCAUCAGCAGAAGAUUAAACAGAACAAGAUACUGCAGUCCAUUUAGAACAGAAACUGAUUUGCCAGCUAGUAUUACAACCUCCACUUCUCUUGUGUAGUCGCUCAAACUGUGUAUUUAAAGGAGCGUUGUCAGUGUUGAAAAUUGCUUCAUUGAACAAAGUUAACUAUUUAUAAACUAUAUACAUAAGACUCAUGUUAAAAUUAGUUUAUGGUAAAUAGACUGUCUACUAUUCUAACAGAGUAUGAACAUGUACUUUCAAACAAUGUCUUUCUUUAUUAAUUCCCUAUUUAUUUUGUUUCCAUUAUUUCAGUAAAAUGGUGACUUUAUAAAUACUGUACAUGUUAAAAAUUAAAUUCCUAUUAUUGUCUUAUUUAGAGGUUGAUUUAUUUUAACUUUGUUUUAGUAAUAAAUUAUUUAAUAAGAUAUAAUAGGGUGUAGGGAUCAUCCAUAUUUAUCAACUUUUUUACAUUCUGGACAAUUUUCUGGUUGGGUUUUACCCCUUCAUCCCGCAAUCCCAAAUCUGAACAUAAACCAUUCAACUUAGAGCAACCUGUAUUUUCCGUCAUUGCACCUUAUCGGUACUCCUUUAGUGCUGUGACCCAAACUAUGACAUUAAAAAAAUAAAGUACACUAUUCUAGACUCUCUGCCUCAGGUGGUCACUGUUAACAUAAAAACAAUUUUACUAAUAUUAAAACAGACUCUUUAGAUCUGAAAAAAUGUAUUAUGUUUUUUAACUGAAAAGCAAUUUGAAUAUGAUGUUUACUCCCCUGGCCCCCUUCCUUCCUUCCAAACAAUGUUCAGAUUAUGAAAAUAUUUACUGUUAUACACUCAUUCUAGAGGUUCGAAGUGAUCUUUAUCACUUCUAGUGUGAACCCCAAUGGCCGCAAUACAUAUUUUAAAUGAUGAUGACACAUGAAAACAGAAGCUAAAUAAAAAAGAAUAUCAAAUGUAAUACAAGUUACAAAAUGGUUUAGUUGGUGUGCAAUCACAAAGUAUUGUUAAUGUACAAAUCACAAUAGUGAACAAGUGUCUUUGAAAAAACCCAACGAGCAUCUGCAAGUGAGGUUCUCUUUAGCUUUAGAUCUGGAACAGUUAAUGCCUCCUUGUAGGAUUGCCUUUAUUAAUGGUUGGUUGUACAUAUACAGUCUAAAUUUGUCAUAAUUUUAUCUAGAUUUCAGGGGUGCAGCAUGGUCUGGACUGGGUGGGUGGGUGGGUCGAAUAUGAAUCUUAACAGAUGCGUUUGUCUACAUUUUCUCUGAAAGCCUAUAUGAAUAGCCCAAUAUUACACUAUUUAAAAAAAAGUUUGAGCCUUGGUGUGUGUGAUUGGGGGUGUCAUGGGAUUCCUCCAGACCACCCCCCUCCCCCACCAGACUACGCCUCUGGAGUUCAUGAAAAUAGAUAUUUUUAUAUCCCAAUAGUUGAAUACUAUUCUUCAAGUUUACAUUCCUGUUCCUAUUGUAUGUGUAGAUGUUGGUGAAAGUGACAUAAUUGUUUCAGUAUUAAACUGCAUGUGAAAUAUAUGUGAAUAUUAUAUUGUUGUUGUUUUAUUGUAGUAAUUUGACUAACAUUGUUUUGCAUAAUAUGAACUCUUUGAGGUUGAAAGUGAAUAUUGUCUGUUGUGGAACAUUCCAAAAUAACAAAUGUUCUGGCAUCAAGGGCUAGCUCUGGGUUAGCAGACAUUUUUACCAAAUGAUCUAUUAAACUUUAAACAAUUGCAGAAACCAAUAAUUUCCAACACUAUAUCAAUCGUUACGUGAAUUUAUUAUACCAGAUUUAAAAUCAAAUUUGACAGCUGUUUUUAAAAUUUGUAAUUGGUAAAUGUGCCGAGAAGCAGAGGCUGGUCCUGAUGUAUUUUAAAUGCACCCUGAAGUCAAGUGAAAAUAUUGUUUCUGUAACCCAUUUAACCGGUACAAAUUAAAGAGAUUAGCCUGAGUGCUGCCUGUGUAACAUGUUCACCACUAAACGGUGAGUUUUUGAUGAUUAAAAUUACAUACUAAAGCUAUUUUCCUGUUUAGAAUAUUAAUCCGUAUCUGUAUAAAGGUGUUUGUACAUGUAGCACCGGUAGCCAAAAACAGAUUUUACCUUCCAAUAAUUUGGUACGUAUAAAAAGAUAUAUUAUAAAGUAAAAUGAAGAAUGACUGCUAGAAACAUUAAUAGGGCUUCUAGAUUAUGCUAGCCCCACUCCCAUGGCUAGUAAUAUUCAAUGUUGGGCUAGUAAAUAACUGCUAUUGCCAUGCCCGACGGCUAGUGAAACUUUUUUUUGGGUAAAAUGCUGCAUUUACAUGUACGUCGAUUUUGUAAAUGUGAAUACCCUGCCCUUCCCUCACCUCAAAUCAGGGGUUUUAAGCUUCUUUAGAUGACAUAUCCAAUUAUUCAUAAUAGAAAAAUUGUAUUUACUUAAAGUAGGGCUUUACUUUAAUCAUGGCUAGUAACGUUUUUUAAAUCACUGAUCCCAUGGCUAGUGGAUUUUAAUAACAUUUCUAGCAGCCGUGAUUAGCACCUAACUGCCAAUACAUUGGCUAAACGGACACUGGUAUUCUAAACAAGAAAAUGUAUUUAAUAUGUAAUCGUAGUCGCCAGAAAGACUGUUAGUAGGAAACAUGUUAUAAUGGCUGCAAACUCGAUGUAGUGCUUUUAAUUGAUUUAUCUAUUUUCAGCCAUCAAUUAUUGUCUAUUUUAUUUGUUGUUUUACAAAAAAAACAUGUUUUGUUUUAAGAAAACAAAAAAUAUGAUUCAGUCGGUAGAUAACACGACCUUGAGAGUUUUGUUAAGCAAACCAACUGUUUUUAAUUAGUUAUUUUAAAUAUUUUAUAUUUUUAUUGGUAAUUUAUCAAGGCAAUAGUAAAUUGUCUAAUUGCUGGAGUGCUCACCUGGUGUGGGAUUAUCUAUGAUUAUUUCUUAAAUAAUAAUAAUCUUUAUUAUUGUGAUAACGCUGCUAGUCUUUUUUUUUUUCUUAUCUUUUUUUUAUUUUUAUAUUAACAAACUCUGUCUAAGCCAUAUUGACAAGUUUAUUAAUUUAUUUAUAUAUACACAUUUUGUAGUUUUUGAAAUGUUAUUGCAAAACAGUUUCACUGCUCAUGGUGAACAUGUAAGUUUUGAACUAUAUAUUAAUUUGGUUAUUUUUUAAUUGCCUCCAUACUUUAAUUCGUUCUGCAUAGAGCUAAUAAAAGUACCAAAAGGUUACACAGACUGAGGCACCUGUUUUUGCUUCAGUAGAUAUUUCAUUUAAUAAAGCUAACAGGAAAUACAAAUUGACAAAUUUCGGAGCAUAAUUUCAGCUUCAUUAGUCAAAUUUCCUAAUACACACUAUGUUUUAUUGUGUUUAUUAUCGUCUGAAUGGAAUGGUGUAAAAGUAAUACUUAUUAAAUAUUUGAAUGAAAUUAUUUUUUAAAUCUUGCAUUAAUUUAAAUGAUUUUUUUGUUUUUAGGAGUUUUAAAAUAUUUUAGUUAUUUUCACAUAAUGGAAUGAUUUUAUUUAUAUAAUUUUAUUUUAUUAUUUUUUUAAACAUGAAUGAGUGAUGGAAGUUAUCAUUUUCAAUAUUCAUCUUAUAUGUGCAUAAUAAUUGUUCUUCAUCAAGACUACAGUCAUUUCCACUUAAUUGCAUAUGAGUCUAUUAGAUAAUUGGUGUUAUUUGUCUAAGACCAGUCAUUUAUCAUUAUAGCUGCACCAAAUAUAUUGCAUAAAUGAAAAGCUACAAAGAGAAAUUCCAGUUAUUUGCAUACAAAAACAAAUUCAACGUUUAUUACUUCCCACCUUUCACUGCUAAGACAAUACAAAAUGUAGCAGCUUGCCCCAACCAGGGUUUAAGUUGUAAUUUUCCAAGUUGUACGUAUAAUAUUAAUUAAAGUUGAAUUUGACGAAUUUAGUUCAUUAUUUUCAAAAAUCGAAUUAAAAAAAUUAGAUGUUUGGCCAAUUCAAAGUUAAAUUUGGGACGGUCUUCUGACCAAAUUCGUCAAAAUAGGGUCCGGCUUAAACUAAUGAUAACAAACAUUGUCAGAAGAUCUGAGAUGGACAGGACACCCAUCUUCCACACGUCUUAAUGUGUAAGUAAUGUUACUUAUAUAUAUUUAAAUCUAGUACAUAAUAUAUUUUCUGUCAUAUUUCAUAUAUACUUGAUGGUAAAAGAAGCAUACUAAUACUGUGGGAUCUCAACAAUGUCAACGGGCUAUUAUGACCGUCACAGUUUUACUAUAAACACAUGUCAGUGAUUCAUGGGAGCAUUUACGUCCUUUAGACUCCGCUUUGUGCAGAAUUAUGCUUUUCAGUACUUUAUAGUUUUUUCUCCAGAACUUUUAAUGAAAAGAGUUUUUUUUUUUAAACCACCCUACAAAAUGUUUAUUCAGAAAUGGUUGCCUUAGUGUCGAGUUCUAUGUGGGCAGUUUUUGGCGAGAUGCAGGCGCGGAAAACGGUCUCAUACAUCACUCCUAUCGAUAACCAUAGAAUAGAUUUUUGGUGGCGUCCUCAUUGCAGAAAAAAAACAACAGCAAAAAACAAAACCGCGCACAAAACGUCCCUACAAUAGUAGCGAUACCGGUCUGACAUUGUAAAAUACUGUGUAACUAUCAAAAGAAUAGGGGGGAAAAGGUACACGGUCUGUGUGUGCUGGAUUGAGUACUACUUCGACACAAACUACAUCUUUAUUACUAGUAAAUUAUUAUCGCAUGGUAUGUAUUAUUUCAUUGUAUUGUUAUUGUCUGAAAUAAAUAUUUUGACAUUU
Messenger RNA from Gigantopelta aegis, 5056 nucleotides. Its product is annotated as RIIa domain-containing protein 1-like. The coding region runs from base 42 to 383 and encodes 113 amino acids. The transcript has 4 exons. NCBI's taxonomy places the organism in Eukaryota, Metazoa, Mollusca, Gastropoda, Neomphalida, Peltospiridae. The record is from RefSeq and is a predicted model, not a curated record.